UGCGCAUGCGUCGGUGGUGUCAAUAGAAUACACCGGGAAGGUCGACGGAGCGCUGCUAGCCGACAACCAUGAUGUCCAUUGCUGCCCGUUCGGGGACUUUUUCCCCGUACCUGCAAGCUACAAAUUAUGCCGUGGCAGGUCCACUAAAGCCUCUCAUAGCCGGCGUCGUGGUGAAGAGUGAUAGUCUGUUGGUGGACACGAAGAAACCGUUCCUGUGCCGGGAGUCCUUGUCCGGUCAGAGCGCGAAGAGCGGCCUCGCCGUGUCCUCUAGCCUGAACGCUCGCUCUUCAGUACGCUUCGCUCACACAGACAUCAAGAUCCCUGAUUUCUCUGACUACCGCCGGCCAGAAGUUUUGAACCCAAAUAAGCAGUCGCAAGAGAGUGGCGAUGCCCGCCGGGCCUUCUCCUAUCUGAUGACGGGGUCUACCCUUGUGGUUGGAGUCUAUACAGCCAAGACAGUCAUUACACAGUUUGUGUCCUCUAUGAGUGCCUCAGCUGACGUUUUGGCUCUGUCCAAGAUCGAAAUCAAGCUGUCAGACAUCCCUGAGGGUAAGAACAUGACCUUCAAAUGGAGAGGGAAGCCCCUGUUCGUCCGCCACAGAACCGAGAAGGAGAUCGAAACUGAGGCCGGCGUCAAUCUCGCUGAGCUUCGGGACCCUCAGCACGACAAAGACCGUGUUGUGAACCCAUCCUGGGUUAUCGUCAUCGGUGUCUGCACCCAUCUGGGCUGCGUGCCUAUUGCUAAUGCCGGCGAAUUCGGCGGCUAUUACUGCCCAUGCCAUGGCUCUCAUUAUGAUGCCUCUGGUCGCAUCAGGAAAGGCCCUGCUCCGCUCAAUCUGGAGGUGCCCUACUAUGAGUUCCCAGAUGACGACACAGUGGUUGUAGGAUAAAGGACUGUACUACAUUAACUAUGAUCCACACAGACCGUGUGCUUUGCGUGUUUGAUUUUUGUUCAUCUUGUUUCAGACACUAUCUGCAUUGACUCGAUGGGUAACAAAGGUUAAUUGUAAGUAAUAAAAUGUAUUUUAUCUGAUGGAA
Messenger RNA from Danio aesculapii, 1038 nucleotides. RefSeq names its product cytochrome b-c1 complex subunit Rieske, mitochondrial (gene uqcrfs1). Gene Ontology annotation, molecular function: quinol-cytochrome-c reductase activity; 2 iron, 2 sulfur cluster binding. The transcript is spliced from 2 exons. NCBI's taxonomy places the organism in Eukaryota, Metazoa, Chordata, Actinopteri, Cypriniformes, Danionidae. Bases 69 to 890 code for a protein of 273 amino acids. Gene Ontology annotation, biological process: mitochondrial electron transport, ubiquinol to cytochrome c. Gene Ontology annotation, cellular component: membrane. The record is from RefSeq and is a predicted model, not a curated record.